CAGUGAGUGAGUAGACAACAAACAAUCAACAUUCUCGGUCAGUAGAGCUUUUCCAAAAAAAUUUCAUCAUCAUCAACAUCACCAUCUUUUGCUGCGGCAACAACCCAAACAGUAGUAGUACUUCAAAAGUUAUCGACGUUGAAACGCUCGUUCGUCCGUUCGUUCGGUCAUUCGUUCUUUGCGGUACUUGAAAUACGGAUAAACAGUUCGAGGAAAAGAAAAAAAAACAAUCGCAAAUUGAAAAAAAGAAACAAAUCUUAAAGUGAGUCAAUCUAAAUUGCAUCCGUAAACGAACUCUCCAAAAAGUCAUCAAAAUGACAAAAGUCGAAUUAUAUAAAUCGCGGGUAUUCGUUACCAUUAUUCAUCUCUUGGCUCUCGGCCAAUUUGUGUAUGCCCUGUAUUUUCAUAAAUUUGAAACGCAACGGAGUUAUAAAUCAAAGCCAACGGAGGUGCAAAAAAUGGUACCCGAUACCAUGGAGAAGAAACUGCAGUAUUUGACCUAUUGGAAUUUGAUCAUUCAAGCUUUAUAUUAUACCAUUUCGUUGGUAAAUGAUUUCGUUGGCAGCAAUGAGGUAAUGCCCAAGAAAACACCAUUGAUUCGAAAAAUUAAGGAUUACAUGAUGACCACAUUUGCUUUCCCCAUUGCACUAAAUGUUGGCAUUACCUUCUGGGGUCUGUAUGCUGUCGAUCGUGAAUUGGUCUUCCCACGGGUCUUGGAUGCUGUAUUCCCAAGCUGGCUUAACCACAUUAUGCACACCAAUAUUGUUGUGUUCAUUGUCUUGGAAAUGUUUAUCUCCUUCCGUUCUUAUCCAUCACGUUUCAAAGGUCUGGCCGGCUUAUCGGCCUUUAUGUUGGCCUACUUGGUGUGGUUGCAUGUGAUUAAGCACUAUUCGGGCGUUUGGGUAUAUCCCGUCUUGGAAGUUCUACAAUUGCCACAACGUAUUGUAUUCUUUAUCGGUUCAUUGGUAUUUACAUUGGGUCUCUAUAUGUUUGGCGAGGUAUUGAACAAUUUGGUCUGGUCGAAAGAACUUAAAAUGGCUCAACGUAAACACAAGUAAAUUUGUGGUGGAGUGUCAAAAUAAAAUCCAAUAACACAACAAAACCAAAUACCCUAACAACACUUCAUUUCACUAACUUUUAGAAUUACUUCUAAUAACGAUCUGAUUACAAAAAAAGAAAAAGAAAACUGAGAAUGAAUAAAUUAAUUAAAUACACGUAAUAUUGUUCUUAUGAUAAUUCUAAACCAGAUUUUUAAAUGCUAAUGUUUUUUUGUUGUUUUUGUGAAAUAAUAUACAUAAAGGCAUGCUAUAAUUAUCUCUAUAAAUAUUUAUAUAUAUAUUCCAAAGUAUAUAAUUACAAUAAGACAACACACACAAAAACAAAAAAAAAGAAACUUAACACAAAGAAGUAAAGCAAAAUACUUGAACAAUUAAAGAUAAUAAUAUUAACUAAAUACUAUUAUAAAAGGUCAAGCAAAAUGAUACAAAAACCGAAAUUUAAAAAAUAAAUAUUUGUGAAUGCCUUUAGUUCUAGAAGGCUUUUAUAUAGAAA
This is a messenger RNA of Musca domestica (house fly), 1551 nucleotides long. Its product is annotated as androgen-induced gene 1 protein. The transcript is spliced from 4 exons. Lineage: Eukaryota; Metazoa; Arthropoda; Insecta; Diptera; Muscidae. Gene Ontology annotation, cellular component: membrane; endomembrane system. The record is from RefSeq and is a predicted model, not a curated record. The coding region runs from base 315 to 1058 and encodes 247 amino acids.